AUGGAAAGCGCCACCCCAUGACAACAAGCAAGAGAACUUGGCUUGGCUUGUCCAGCGGCUUUCUCGCACGCACACGAGCUCGGAGAAGCAGUGGGAAGUGAUAAACAUAAUAUGAUCUGAAAUCUCAUUCUCAAUUAGUUUCCUAUAUGUUGAGGAUGAAGGCGGUUAUCCUGUUGGAAUAUGUGGUCUUUCUGCUGUUGUCAUGGUCGUACAGUGUUUUGGGAGCUGUGGAGCCUCCUGCGCAUGUGACGGUGGAGGCGCUGAACACACACUACGUGCUGGUGUGGGACUGGAGUGGAGAACGUGCUGGAAACCAGAAUGUGACCUUUACUGCUGAGUGGCUAGCUAAGUACAAGCUGAGGCGUCGGCAUCAGGAUUGGGAGUCGGUGUGUGUGAACGUGUCGGAGACGCGGUGUGACUUCACCAAAGCUGAGCUCAACUACCUGGGCAUGUUUGUGCUGCGCGUCCGAGCCAACGUUCACACACACACACAAACGCUCCACUCCGCCUGGAUCGACCGAACCUUCUGCCCUGACAGUGAGGCUGCUCUAGGUCCGCCAUCUCUUGUUGAAAUGUCUGCUCAGGGGCGGGGCUUACUGGAGGUCAAGAUAUCUGACCCUGUGACCCAUAACAACAAGUCCAUGAAGGUCCAUGUCCCUGAACUGUACUACCGCAUCCAGUACUGGAAACUAGGCACAUACUCUCAGCGCCCCCCACAGGUGGUGGACAGCGUUGCGUCGCUGGUGACUCUGUCUGAGCUGGAGGAGUGGACUGACUUCUGCGUCCGCGUUCAGAGCCGCUACAACUUCUACAACAAAACCUCCGCCUUCACCUCGCCCCAGUGCAUACGCACACAAGGUCAGACUCCCUACUGGCAGGUGGCGCUGUUGUUCCUGCUCUCUCUAAGUGGGGUGUUUAUUGCGGUGAUGCUGUUUGCUGGCGGCUUCCGUUAUUUCUUUGGGAAAUUGAAGUCGAUCUGUUUCCCUAGCAACCAGCUGCCCAUUCACAUACAGGAGUAUCUGAAGGACACAUCGUCUGACAGGCCCCGCCUCCUCUCCCCGGAGUCGGAGUCGGAGCUUGUGAUUGGCCGACUGGACGUGUGCCCUGAGGUGGUGGUCGUCCCGGCGACCGAGGAGACAGAGGAGGUGUGGCCAGAGCCGGAGGGCGUGCACCUUGAUCGCCAUGGCAGCGGAGACUCAGGCGUCUACUCGGCUGAGGAGGCGUCGGGAGGGGGAGUGGCCUCUCAGGAGGAGGAGGAGCUUAGGAGAGGAGAGAGAGAGUGGGAGAAGGAGGAGAGGAAGAGAGGAGAGAGAGAGUGGGAGAAGGAGGAGAGGAAGAGAGGAGAGAGAGAGGAGGAUGAAGGAGUCAGAGACGUGUGUGUCUGAGAAAAGGAGGGAUGAACUGAAAACAGAUGAAGGAUUGAACAAUGAAGGGAUGAACUGGAAACAGAUGAAGGAGUGGGAGGAAGUAGUGGGAACAGGAGCCCUUUACAGAAAUAUAUUUUUUUACUUUUCCUUUGUUCUUGAGUUUGUGUCUGUCAUGCUCUGCCCCUCCCGACACACACACACACACACACACACACACACACACACACACACACACACACACACACACACACACACACACACACACACACACCUGGUCCAUCCUCUCUGGUAAAGAAAGGAUACACACAUACACAAAUACACAUACACACACAUACACAUACACACACACACACACCUGGUCCAUCCUCUCUUGUAGAGAAAGGAUGCAGACACACACACACUCCCUCUCUCUCUCUCUCUCUCACUCACACACACACACACACACACACACACACACACACACACACACACACACACACACACACCUUCCCUGGUCCAUCAUCUCUGUUAAAGAAAGGCUACACAUGUGUGAGUGAGAGAGAGAGAUCCUCUCAGUUAGGACUUGAGCCUGUCCAAUCACGUGUCUUGCUUGUGUUCUGAGCCUCUGUCUCUGUCCAAUCACGUGUCUUGCUCGUGUUCUGAGCCUCUGUCUCUGUCCAAUCACGUCUUGCUUGUGUGCUGAGCACAUAUUCAGUGUGUGUGUUUUAUCUCAGCUGAGCUCAUCCACCUGGUUGCUGGUUGCCUGUCUGAGUAAUGGCCACUAUAAUGGGUUACCUGGUUAGCGUAAUGUAAAUAAAAUAUCUGUGUGUGUGUGUGUGUACACGCGUGCAUCUGUGUGCGUGAGUGUGUGUGUGACAGCGUUUCAACAUGCCUCAUAUUGAGGCUACAAUUGUCCCUUUAUAAUUCUUAUAGAAUCUGGACUCGGAGGCACUUUUUGAUCACCAAGACCCCCCCCCCCCCCCCCCCCCCACACACACACACACACACACACACACCUCCCUCUCUCUUUCUCUCUCCAUCUUUCCUCACGUUUCUCUCUCUUUCCUCACAUAUCUCUCUCUUUCCUCACAUCUCUCUCUCUCUCUUUCCUCACAUCUCUCUCUCUUUCCUUUAUUGUCUGAGCUGCCACUCACACCUGUCAUGCCAAUCAUUUCCUGUGUGUGUGUGUGUGUGCGUGUGUGCGUGCGUGCGUGCGUGCUCUAAAGAGAGUCUAACUGUAUUGUAAUGCAGCUGUGCGUCACUAUGCCCCCAUAUUCUCACACAUGCCACAAAUGCCUCUGACAACCGCACUUACCCUACCCUGCUGCUUAUGGAGACAUGCAAAUAAAGACCUUUUUAUACCACCA
Alosa sapidissima (American shad) is the source of this 2713-nucleotide messenger RNA. RefSeq names its product interleukin 10 receptor, beta (gene il10rb). Gene Ontology annotation, molecular function: protein binding. The transcript has 7 exons. NCBI's taxonomy places the organism in Eukaryota, Metazoa, Chordata, Actinopteri, Clupeiformes, Clupeidae. The coding region runs from base 147 to 1385 and encodes 412 amino acids. The record is from RefSeq and is a predicted model, not a curated record.